UUCAGUCUUUCUUUUGCGUGCAUGAAACACGAUGCUAUAUAACACGAAUCCAAUUGAAAAGGAACAAGAACAAAAACUAUGGACGAUAUACGCAUGGUGGGCCAGUGUUCUUAUUUUGAAGAUGAUGUCCUUGACUUGGAUCACAGGACGAGUUCGUGUUGCCAAACAGGUGAUACAUAGCGAGGAGGAUAGAAUAUGGAUGAAAGGAAAUCAAGUGAUAAUGUGCCCAAACGGUGGUGGACAUCCGGCAGUGGAUCGUAUCAGGAGUGCUCAUUAUAAUGAUCUAGCAAUUGUUUUACCUUAUCUAUUGAUCGUACCGAUUUGGUUGAAUACAUCUCCAUGUUUUCUCUCAGCGAGAACGAUUAUGUUAAUAUUUGCUAUUAGUAAUAUGUUAUCGACUUUAAUGCAUUUGGAAAUAAUCGAGGCACCUAAUCUUUAUCAUAUCUUAUGCCGUAUCUGUUGUACCGCCAUUUUAAUGUACAUUUGUCUAUCUUGUAUGGUACUAUAUUUACAUAUAGUAAUAUAAGAUAUUUUCAGCGGU
Molecule: messenger RNA, 541 nt
Organism: Vespa mandarinia (Asian giant hornet)
Lineage: Eukaryota; Metazoa; Arthropoda; Insecta; Hymenoptera; Vespidae
Product: prostaglandin E synthase
Cellular component (GO): membrane
Source: RefSeq, a predicted model, not a curated record